Messenger RNA from Stereum hirsutum FP-91666 SS1, 1017 nucleotides. RefSeq lists its product as uncharacterized. Bases 397 to 1017 code for a protein of 206 amino acids. The transcript has 7 exons. The record is from RefSeq and is a predicted model, not a curated record. Lineage: Eukaryota; Fungi; Basidiomycota; Agaricomycetes; Russulales; Stereaceae.
AUCGUAUCGUCUGUUCUGUUUCUUACUUAUUGCAUCAAAGUUUACCUUUGGGCUUUCAUCUGGCAAAAACUGCGGAGCCACAGUCUUCGACUACAGUCGACCUCGUUCUUGUUUCUCCCAUCUUUCCUCGACUUCUCGCCAUGUUGAAGGCCUCUUUCAUUUACUCAGUUGGUUGAGAUGCUCUGGUGUUUCUCCCAGACGCAUCCAGUCUUGUCAGGCCAACUGUGGACUCUUGGGAACGCCACACCCAUGAAGGUGUACUAAUAUGACGGCAGCCAGUGCAAACGGGCCGGAUCACUGCUUAUACUUCUCCUCCUACACGGUUCCACUGCACCCCAAACGUUUUUCCAGCAUACAGGCCGAGAAAUCGACCUGAGACCACAUCAAACGCGUAGAAUGCCUCCCCGUUCCCGCUCCCGAGGCUCCUGCCAAAUCUGCAAUGCUCAAGAGUCAAAAUAUAGCUGCUCAAAGUGCUACGUGCUAUAUUGUUCGGUGCCGUGUUAUAAAAAGCACAAAGGUACGUGGCGGAAUCACAUACAUACUCAAAUUCUAUUCCAUUCUAUUUUGCACACUCCAUCAUCGUUUCCAAAUACGGAGACGGAGAUUGAGCUGGAGGCGCAACUGCGGCCAUUGACCUCAUUGAACUGGCCCUACGUACCGGAUGAAUCUGCAUACCCCGAUCCGCUCAAACGAGACGAUCCGAAGCCUUUGCAGUUGAAUCAGUAUGAGGCCAUAGCGACGUCCUCCGCGGUGAGGAAUGCUUUGGCUAGUCAUCCCCGAUUGAAGGAUGUGCUGCGGAAGAUAGAUUCGCUCCGAGGACAAGAGAGGGAGGAAGCGUUACAGCGAGCCCUGGGUGUGUCGCAGUAUGACGCGCGCGGGGCUGGUGGAUACGUGGAGGAGGACAAGGUGGCACUGCGAGAGCUAGCAGAGGCAGUAGAGACCGCGGUGAGAGGGGGUAAAGAGGGGGUUACGCUUGGAUUGGACUGGGGGGAUACUGAUUCAAGUUCUGGUCCGUGA